AUGGAACAAAGAGAAUCAACAAAUGAAGCAUAUCUACGUCAACUCAUUCAAAGUUUCAAGAGGUUGCGCAUCUUGGAUAUGCAUGCCACAAAUGUAAGGAAGGUGCCAAGGUCCAUUUGUAAGUUGAAACAUCUAACGUAUCUCGACCUCUCUCAUAAUAGUGCACUCAAAAGGCUUCCUAACUCCAUUAAGAGAUUGCAGAAUUUGCAAACACUUAAUCUCUCCCAUUGUAUUGCCCUUGAAGAAUUGCCAAUGCCGCAUGGACUUGGGCAAUUGAGUUCUCUACAUAAGCUGACGCACUUCAUUUUGCCCAAAGAUAAAGCUCGUGCUAAGAAUUAUUGCAGACUUAGGGAGCUAAAUGGGCUUAAUGAAAUUCAGGGAAGCCUCAGAAUUGAAAAUUUAGGAUGCAUAACAAACGCAGUAUUAGAAUCCAAGGCUGCAAACUUGAUAGGGAAGCAUUCUCUAGAAUCUUUGGAACUUCACUGGGGCUAUCACGAAUCUGAUGAUGCAGUAAUCAGGGAUCGAGAUGAAGCUCUAUUAGAUGGACUGAGGCCACACUCAAAUCUACGGAAUUUGAUGAUCGAUGGCUAUAGAGGUGAGAGCUUUCCAAGGUGGAUGAUGGAAACCUUUGUGUUUUUCUUGCCAAAUUUAGUUGAGGUAAGCUUGCAACUUUGCCAAAGAUGUAAGCAUCUCCCUCAGCUUGGCCUUAACAAGUUGAAGCGGCUGAUUAUCUUGGAGAUGGAGCUUUUAGAAUGUUUGCCCGAGUGUUUGCAAAGUCUCACUUCACUUGAAUCUCUUAUCAUCUGGAAGUGUCCUCGGUUAACUUCCCUCUCACUCAGUAUGAGAAAUCUAUCGAACCUUCAGCAUCUCAAUUUUAGGAAUUGUGGGGAGCUCGAUUUAUCCAAAGACGAAAGCGGCAACAUCUUGGAUUUACAAGGACUUAAGAGUCUCCGGUCCGUGGACAUUGUUGAUGUUCCCAAACUAGCAUCUCUUCCACCGUGGCUUCUACAAGCCAACAGUCUUGAGCAACUUUCAAUUAAAAAAUCCUUCAAUUUGAAGGCUUUAUCAGAGCAGAUCGAGGCCCAUCAAUCACUUCAAUCGCUUGAGAUCGUCUGGUGCUCCUCGUUGACAUCAUUACCCGAAGGAAUGCGAAGGCUGGCUUCCCUUACUCACCUAAAAAUCGUAGGUUGCCCAGAUUUGGAGGAAAGGUGCAAAAAAGAUGCAGGCGAGGACUGGUACAAGAUCGCUCAUAUCCCGCAGAUAACUCAUCAGCUCGAAUAUUACGAGCAACUCGAAGAUUUUGACUAG
Syzygium oleosum is the source of this 1308-nucleotide messenger RNA. Its product is annotated as putative disease resistance protein RGA1. The coding region runs from base 1 to 1308 and encodes 435 amino acids. Gene Ontology annotation, molecular function: protein binding. The record is from RefSeq and is a predicted model, not a curated record. Lineage: Eukaryota; Viridiplantae; Streptophyta; Magnoliopsida; Myrtales; Myrtaceae. The transcript is spliced from 3 exons.